This is a messenger RNA of Talaromyces rugulosus, 714 nucleotides long. RefSeq lists its product as uncharacterized. NCBI's taxonomy places the organism in Eukaryota, Fungi, Ascomycota, Eurotiomycetes, Eurotiales, Trichocomaceae. The record is from RefSeq and is a predicted model, not a curated record. Bases 1 to 714 code for a protein of 237 amino acids. The transcript has a single exon.
AUGACUCAACUUUCCGACUACCGCGUGUUGUCCUUUGAUGUCUACGGCACCCUUGUGGACUGGGAGGGAGGCAUCCUGGCUGCUAUUCAGCCCACUCUAGACAAAAAUAAUGCCCAAUUCUCGCGCAAACACCUCCUUACCAUUUAUCACGAGCUGGAGCGAGAGCAGCAGACCAAGACACCCGAGAUGCCCUACCACCAGUUGUUGACCACUUUACUCCCGCAGUUCGCCAGUCGCCUGGGCCUGGCGGCCCCCUCGCAGGAAGAAUGCAACCAGUUCGGGGAGUCAGUCGGCAGCUGGCCUGCCUUCCCGGACACUGUUGAUGCUCUCAAGUGCCUCUCAAAGCACUACAAGUUGGUCGUUCUAUCGAAUGUUGAUCGUGCAUCUUUCGCCAAGACCAACGCAGGCAGCCUCGAGGGCUUCCCCUUCGAUUUGAUCAUCACUGCUCAAGAUGUGGGCUCCUAUAAGCCUGAUCUCCGCAACUUUGAAUACAUGCUCAAAGCGGUAAAAUCGACCUUCGAUAUUGAACCCUCGCGGGUCCUGCAAACCGCCCAGAGCCAGUUCCAUGACCAUCACCCUGCCAGCAAGAUUGGAAUCAAGUCCGCCUGGAUUGAGCGACCCGGCGCCAGUAUGGGAAAUCUGUCGGAUAAUAUUUAUGAUUGGCGGUUUGACACUAUGGGCGAUAUGGCUAAAGCAAUUGGGGCCGGACAGUAG